Messenger RNA from Linum tenue, 528 nucleotides. The record is from the annotation of a GenBank genome assembly. NCBI's taxonomy places the organism in Eukaryota, Viridiplantae, Streptophyta, Magnoliopsida, Malpighiales, Linaceae.
AUGGCGGCGAGUAAGAGUUACUUAGCCAGGCAGAACUACCGAUUCCUCCCAGUGGAUCUUCCGAACCACCACCACCACCACCUCAGCCACCACGACUCCUCCUUCGAACUGGACGAGUGCGACAUCUACGAUCGCCACCACCACGCCGCCGCGGAGUCGCCGGAGUUCCGGAAGGCCGGGUCCAGGAUCGGCGGAAAGAAUCGGCCGACGGUGGCGGCGGUGAAGUUCGGAUCCGCCGCGUCGUCGCUGCCGGUCAACAUACCGGACUGGUCGAAGAUAUUGAAGGAUGAGUACCGGGAUAACCAGCGCCGGGAUCCGUUUGACGACGACGAGGAAGAAGAAUUGGACGAUGAUUACGCCGACGGCGGCGGGGUGCGAGUGCCGCCGCACGAGUUCCUGGCGAGGCAGAUGGCGAGGACGAGGAUCGCGUCGUUCUCCGUCCACGAAGGGGUGGGGAGGACGUUGAAAGGGAGGGAUCUGAGUAGGGUCAGAAAUGCAAUUUGGGAGAAAACUGGGUUUCAAGAUUGA